CCCCGUGUGAUAUUCCGCAGGCAGGAACCAUGCCGGCGCUGUCCGCCGGAUCUGGAAAUGACACAGGUCUGUACGAGCUGCUGGUCACCCUCCCCGCCCAGCUUCAGCCCCAUGUGGACAGCCAGGAGGACUGCGUCUUUCUGCAGGACAUGUUCGGGGAGAGGAGCCUCCACUCGCUGGUCAAGAUCCAUGAGAGGCUGCAGAAGUAUGAGGAUCAGAGCCCCGCUCCGGUCCUGGACAGUGCUGGGACUCUGGCCCAUGAGCUGGCCGAGGAGCUGCAGAGUAAGGCGGUGAGCGCAGAGAUCCGAGAGCUGCUCAAACUGCUGGCCAAACCACACGUUAAGGGCCUGCUCUCCGUCCACGACACGGUGGCGCAGAAGAGCUAUGACCCCGAGCUGCCGCCGCUGCCGGAGGACAUCGACGACGACGAGGACUCGGUGAAGAUCAUCCGAUUGGUCAAAAACAAAGAGCCGCUGGGGGCCACCAUCAAACGGGACGAGCGCACGGGAGCCAUCGUGGUGGCUCGGAUCAUGAGAGGCGGAGCGGCCGACAGGAGCGGGCUGAUCCACGUCGGGGACGAGCUCAGGGAGGUAAACGGGAUUCCUGUGGACGAUCGGAAGCCUGAGGAAAUCAUUCACAUUUUGGCUCAGUCCCAAGGGGCCAUUACAUUUAAAAUAAUACCAGCCAUUAAAGAGGAGACGCCGAGCAAGGAACCCAAGAUGUUUGUCAGGGUGCUCUUUGACUAUGACCCUAAUGAGGACAGAGCGAUCCCAUGUAAAGAGGCCGGGCUGGCCUUCAAGAAGGGGGACAUCCUUCAGAUCAUGAGCCAGGAUGAUGCAACCUGGUGGCAGGCCAGGCACCACGGCGAUGCCAACCCCCGAGCAGGCCUCAUCCCCUCCAAGCAGUUCCAGGAAAGGAGGUUCGCACUCCGAAGGCCUGUGGCCCUUGUUCAGCCUCAGAAAAUCUCAAACCGAAGAUCAUAUGAUGUUGCUGUUGAAUGUGAGGACGCUGACUAUGGUGCCUAUAUAAGCGGAUUCCACAUAGCGGGUCUGAGGAGGAGCUUCCGCCUCAGUCGGAGGGACAGGAAGACCAACAAGUCCAUGUACGAGUGCAAGAAGAGCGAUCAGUACGACAUGGCCGACGUCCCCACCUACGAGGAGGUGGCCCCCUACCGCAGGCAGCCCGGGGCCCGGCACAGGCUGGUGGUUCUGGUCGGCCCGACGGGGGUGGGUCUGAAUGAGCUGAAGAGGAAGCUGCUGAUCUCGGACCCCCAGCACUUCAGCGUCACCAUCCCACACACCACCCGGCCCAAGAGGAGCCAGGAGAGCGACGGUGUGGAAUACCACUUCAUCUCCAAGCACCUGUUUGAGACUGACAUCCACAACAACAAGUUCAUUGAGCACGGGGAGUACAAGGGGAACUACUACGGGACAAGCCUGGAUUCAGUGCGCUCCGUCCUGUCUAAGAACAAGGUGUGCCUGCUGGACGUUCAGCCCCACACGAUAAAGCACUUACGGACGGCCGAGUUCAAACCGUUCGUGGUUUUCGUGAAGCCUCCUCCGUUAGCCCGCUUGCGAGAAACCAGGAGGAACGCCAAGAUCAUCUCGGGCAAGGACGACAAGGGAUCUGCGAAACCUUUCACGGAGGAAGACUUCCAGGAAAUGAUCAGCUCCGCCCAGAUGAUCGAGCAUCAGUACGGCCACCUCUUCGAGAAGGUGAUCGUCAACGACGACCUCGCGGCCGCCUUCAGCGAGCUGAAGAUGGCGCUGAAACGGCUGGAGACAGAGACUCACUGGGUCCCUAUCACCUGGACACACUCAUAAGAGGAGGGAAAAAGUAAAGGACGGGAGAGAGCGUGAAUUCAAGAAGGAAAAAAAAGGGAAGGAGUUUUAUUCUCAAGGGCAGUUCCGCUGAAGGCAUGCAGGAUUUCACUGUCGGGGUUGCGUUUUUAUAUAUGUAUAAAAAUAAGCAUAUACAGCUGGACAACAUUGGGAUAACUCGUGCUGGCUAUCCAGUCUUCCCUGGAGAGGGUCGCUGGGGUGUCAGUGGAAGUGUGGUGGAAGCACUGGGUUCCUGUUUGAGUAUGUACUGUACUGACUGUACCAACUGUACUGACGUGCUGUCCACAAGGGAGACAGCUUCCCAUGACCGCCCUCCGGCACUCCACCAGCACGGAACUUUUGCCACUUAGUGUAUUUUUAACAUUAGUUUAUAGAAACCAAAGGGAUUUAUCAUCUGGAUGGAAGGUUUACAUGUAUUUAUGUAUAGCGCACAGCCUCAAAGGGAAGAGGGGGAUAAAAAACAAAAAAAAAAAGUUUGCCUUCAGUCUUAAAUUUUCAAAUUGCUGACAAAACCCUCCCAUUUUGAAUGCCGCCAUGGUUGGUUAUAUUGAAAAGGCAAAGAAAACUUUUCACAGGUACAUGCAAAGAGGGCACUGUGAAGUUUUAUUUUGAGAUGAAUUAAUAUAUUUUAAUAAUUUUUUCUGAUGUUUUACAUAUCUUUUUAUAUGCAUCUUUCCCAACUUUUUAAAAGCAAUAUGAUGUAAAUACUGUGCACUACCAUGAUGAUUGUUAAUGUGGGAGCGACUGUUAGUGGUUUUCAAACCUGUUACACUACAAGGCCCCAUCCAAGUCCACACUACACAGAAUAUCAUUUUGUUAAGUGUUUUAAAUUUCAUCUAGGAGCUAUUUUAAGUCCUCCACCCUUCUGAAGGUGCCCAGCAUAACAGUUUGCCAUUAAAGCAACCAGACUUUGGCUCUCCUUUACAAGAAAUGCUCUCAAUCUUGUGUAAUUAGGGUGGAGUAUAAGUUGCAUUUAUUCUCAUAAAAUAGGUCUAAAACAAGGAACCUAACAGAGGGUUCUAAGCAUUUCCAGAUUUACUGCUCCAAGAAGUACUGCAUAGCUGCUUCUGACUUAACAAGGGUCAUGGUUAUAUUAAAAAAAAAGGUUAGCUGACAGUUAUUUGGGAGACUUACUGAAGCAUGCUCUCUUUCUCCCUGUGUCUGUCUGCCUCUCUCUCAUCGUCUCUCUGUCCCUCUGUC
Messenger RNA from Megalops cyprinoides (Indo-Pacific tarpon), 3041 nucleotides. RefSeq names its product membrane protein, palmitoylated 7a (MAGUK p55 subfamily member 7) (gene mpp7a). Gene Ontology annotation, cellular component: cell-cell junction; plasma membrane. Gene Ontology annotation, molecular function: protein binding. The transcript has 18 exons. Gene Ontology annotation, biological process: protein localization to adherens junction. Lineage: Eukaryota; Metazoa; Chordata; Actinopteri; Elopiformes; Megalopidae. Bases 30 to 1823 code for a protein of 597 amino acids. The record is from RefSeq and is a predicted model, not a curated record.